This is a messenger RNA of Chrysoperla carnea, 2962 nucleotides long. RefSeq lists its product as uncharacterized. The transcript has 4 exons. Lineage: Eukaryota; Metazoa; Arthropoda; Insecta; Neuroptera; Chrysopidae. Bases 38 to 2566 code for a protein of 842 amino acids. The record is from RefSeq and is a predicted model, not a curated record.
UUAUUAAAUUCAUUUUUAAUACCAUUAUUUUUUUUAAAUGGAUGAUUUGAUUAAGAAAGGAAUUUUACCAGAGGGUAAAGAAACUGCAACCAUCGAUGAAAUAAUCCGUGAAGAAAACAUUAUCAACUAUACGAAAACAGUUCAGGCUGGUUCAGAAAAAGGUGAUAAUUUUAUGGGCGAAAUUUAUCUAAUAACUAUUAAAGGUGUUGAUUCUGAAACGAAUAAUCCGCGUAAAUUAAGUCUUAUUUUAAACUGUUCUACACGAGCUGGAGCAUUUCGUGAGUUAGUGCCACAGAAUGCAGUAUUUAAACGUGAAGUUUUCAUGUAUGAUAAAUAUUUACCCGAAUUAUACAAAAUACAAGAAGAAAAUGGUUUGGAGAAUGGUUUCAAACAAGUUGCAAAACUUUAUAAAUUUUGUACGGAUGAUUUAGAUGAAUUUUUAAUAUUUGAAGACAUGAAAGAAAAAGGUUUUACAAUGCUUAGUCGUCUUCAGUAUUUGGAUUUAGAACAUUGUCAUUUUGUGUUAAGGCAGUUGGCUUGUUUGCAUGGUUUGGGAUUUGUUUUCAAACAGCAAAAACCGGAAUUAUUCGAAAAAUUGACUUCCAAUUUAACGAAUGUAUAUAAUGAAUCAUUUAAUAGUGUGAUGUAUAAUGCCUUUAUUGAGCAUAUGAAGGAAAUGGUAAAUAAAGCAGCAGAAUCAUUGGAAAACGAUACAGAAAAUUUAAACAAAUUUAAAUAUUUUCAAUCUAAGUUUAUGGAUAAAAUUGAAUUGUUAAUGAAACCAGAAUUUAUUGAUAAAGAAUAUUCAAUUCUUGUUCAUAAUGAUUGCUGGAAUACUAACAUUUUAUUUAAAUAUGAGGAUGAAAAUAAUUCUACAAAACCAACUGAUAUAUGCUUAUUAGAUUGGCAAACAACUGAAUUACAUUCUCCAGUUAAAGAUUUAUCUUAUUUUAUUUACAAUUGUACCAGCAGUGAAUUACGUAACUCACAUUUUAAUGAAUUAUUAAAUUAUUAUUAUGAACAAUUAACUCAAGUAAUUACAGAUUGUAAUUGUUCAAUAGAUGUCUGUUAUCCACGCACUGUCUUUUAUGAUCAUGUACAACGAUUUUUUGUUUUUGGAACUAUACGUUCACUAAUGGUAAUUCCUAACCUUACUAGUGAUUCUACGGAUAUUUCAGACCUAUAUAAUUUGGAAAAAAAAGGUAAAAGUAAAAAUGAUGCUCUUUAUAACAUGCGUAUGAGCGGAAUUUUAAAUUAUAGAAUUCAUUUUCAUUUAAAAUUAUUUAUAAAAAUGCGUGAUUUAAUUGAAAAAGGAAUUCUACCAGAGGGUAAAGAAGCUGAAACCAUCGAUGAAAUAAUCCGUGAAGAAAACAUUAUCAACUAUACAAAAACAAUUCAGGCUGGUUCACAGAAAGGUGAUAAUUAUUUGGGUGGAAUUUAUCGUAUAAUUAUUAAAGGUGUUGAUUCUGAAACAAAUAAUCCACGUGAAUUAAGUUUAAUUUUAAAAUGUUCUACACGAGCUGGAGCAUUUCGUGAAUUGGUGCCACAUAAUCAAGUAUUUAAACGUGAAGUUUUUAUGUAUGAUAAAUAUUUCCCAGAAUUAUACAAAAUACAAGAAGAAAAUGGUUUGGAGGAUGGUUUCAAAAAAGUUGCGAAACUUUAUAAAUUUUGUACGGAUGAUUUAGAUGAAUUUUUAAUAUUUGAAGACAUGAAAGAAAAAGGUUUUACAAUGCUUAGUCGUCUUCAGUAUUUGGAUUUAGAACAUUGUCAUUUUGUGUUAAGGCAGUUGGCUUGUUUGCACGGUUUGGGAUUUGUUUUCAAACACCAAAAACCGGAAUUAUUCGAAAAAUUGACUUCCAAUAUAACGAAUGUUUUUAAUGAAUUAAUUAAUAGUCCGAUGUAUAAUGGGUUUGUUGAACAUACACUAGGGAUGGCAAAUAAAGCAGCGGAAUCUUUAGAAAAUGAUACAGAAAAUUUAAAGAAAUUUAAGGAAUUUCAGUUGAAAAUGAUGGAUAAAAUUGAAUUUUUAAUGAAACCAGAAUUUGUUGAUAAAGAAUAUUCAAUUCUUGUUCAUAAUGAUUGUUGGAAUAAUAACAUUUUAUUUAAACAUGAGGAUGAAAAUAAUUCUACAAAACCAACUGAUAUAUGCUUAUUAGAUUGGCAAAUAUCUGAAUUACAUUCUCCAGUCAAAGAUUUAUCUUAUUUUAUUUACAAUUGUACCAGCAGUGAAUUACGUAACUCACAUUUUAAUGAUUUAUUAAAUUACUAUUAUGAACAAUUAACUCAAGUAAUUACAGAUUGUAAUUGUUCAAUAGAUGUCUGUUAUCCACGAACUGUCUUUGAUGAUCAUGUAAAGCGAUUUUUUGUACAUGGUACUAUAUUUUCAUUAAUGACAAUUCCUUUAUUUACUAGUGACAGUGACGAUAUUCCAGACCAUUAUAAUAUGGAAAAAAAUGGUGAAGAAUUUGAUUUAAGUGUGUUUAAUUUUAAAAGUAAAAAUGAUGCUCUUUAUAAAAUUCGUAUGAGUGGAAUUUUAAAGCAUGCAAUCGCGAAUAAAUUUAUCUAGAUGGUUCAAAUUUUAGUGUAUUUUGAGAGGAAAUAGUUUUUUUAGGAACUCUAGAGGAAGUAGUCUUAAUUACACCGAAGAAUACGAAUAGUAUAUUUAAUACUCUCAGGUCAAAAAUAGAUGUAAUUUUUGGAAUGACAUACCAACAAAAAAUUUUUAAGCCCUGACAAAAAGAUAGUAAAAUGAUAAAUAUUGAUAAAAUGUUUAUUUUUAUUUGUACAUUAUGCAUUAGUUAUUUAAUAUAAAUAUUCUUAUAAAUAUCAUAUCAUAUCAUAUCUUGAUUAUCUUUAAUCGGUUAAUAUAUUUUCUUCAAAAAUAUUUCAUGAAUCAUUUUGUCGAAAUUUUAAGAUGACAAAACUGAGUUUUUGGAUAAAAUGCGGGCGCUGUAUAUAUUCA